Gastrolobium bilobum is the source of this 672-nucleotide messenger RNA. Its product is annotated as protein PPLZ02-like. Gene Ontology annotation, molecular function: DNA binding; DNA-binding transcription factor activity. Gene Ontology annotation, biological process: regulation of DNA-templated transcription. The coding region runs from base 40 to 672 and encodes 210 amino acids. The record is from RefSeq and is a predicted model, not a curated record. Lineage: Eukaryota; Viridiplantae; Streptophyta; Magnoliopsida; Fabales; Fabaceae. The transcript has 2 exons.
AUAAACUUUCUGAAAAGAAAACGUUUUCUUUUCCCCAACAUGGCCAGGCCUCAACAGCGUUACCGAGGUGUCCGACAAAGGCAUUGGGGUUCUUGGGUCUCUGAGAUUCGCCACCCUAUAUUGAAAACUAGGAUAUGGCUUGGUACUUUUGAGACAGCUGAGGAUGCUGCUAGAGCCUAUGAUGAAGCAGCUAGACUAAUGUGUGGUGUGAGGACGAGAACAAACUUCCCUUUCAACCCCAAUGUGUCUUCUCAGUCAUCAUCAUCUUCUUCAAAGCUUCUCUCAGCAACUUUGACUGCUAAACUUCACAAGUGCUAUAUUGCUUCUUUGCAAAUGAUUAGGCAAAAGUUACCAGAGCCUCAGAGAGUAGCUUCAGUUCCAAAUGUCAUCACCACCACAACCACCAGCAACUUCAAUGUGAAUAGUAGGGAAACUGAUACUGUGUUGUCACAUAAGAGACCAAAGCAGGAACAAGAACUAGAGGAUAACAUGGUGUUCAAGAAGGUUACAUCUGUGGACAGUGCUCCUCAACAGUUCAAGCCUCUUGAAGAAGAUCAUAUAGAGCAAAUGAUUGAGGAGCUUCUUGAUUAUGGGUCUAUUGAGCUCUGUUGUCAUUCUAAUUCAGGGUCUUUAAUUGAUGCACAAGCAAUGCCACAACACCCAAGAUGUUAG